AUGCCGAGUCUUUUGCAUCCGCUCUGCUGGCUUCCAGCACUGCUGGGCAGCGCCCACGCAGCAAGUCCCCUCAAUGUCCUUUGGUCCACCAAGGAAUACGGGCCCGAUGGCCCAUGGAGUGCAGUCAGUACGACGAUUGGCGAUAAAUACUCGGUUGACCUCUAUCCCGGCGACAUCGGCUCCUCGAACGUGAUGCAGUCCCAACUGUGCGAGAACACCACCCUCUCCUCCACCUGCUAUGCGGAGCGCGCGGGAACUGUCAACAUCUCCGCCAUCGAUUAUCCAAUCAGCUGGAAAAACCCCAGCAAUUGGCACAGCUGCAGCUUCAGUACCGAUGGCGGCUGUCGAUUCAGCGACUUCUCGACCGUAAUGUCCUUUGGCUCGUCCGUGCCCAAUGUCAGCAUGUCCGCCAUCUGGGAAGCCUACGAGACCUAUCCCGGCGGCGCGCAAUACCAGCCGCAAGUCGGCACUCUGUCGCUGGGCGGUCCCUAUCCAUUCUAUCCGACAAACGGGGGCACCAACAUCAUCAACUGGUACCUCUACAACGACUCCUCCAUCCCGUCCUAUUCGUACGGAUUGCAUAUCGGAUCCGUCGAGCCCUCCGUCACCAGAUCUUUGCUUCUCGGCGGCUAUGACCAGAAUCGCGUGCUUGGCGAGGUGAGCGCACAAUCCGUGGUCUUGAAUGCAGCCAAUAGCGGUGCGCUGCAAAUCGGCCUCGAGGACAUCGGUCUUGGUGUUGCUUCCGGAGGAUCGCCAUUCAACUUCACCAGCAAGGAAGGUCUCUUCGUCCAGAGCGAUGGCGUCGCGCGACGUUCCUCGGUCACCGCCGACCCGACGAAGCCGUAUCUCUACCUGCCCAAGAACAGCUGCGAUGCCAUUGCUGCUGAGCUCCCGGUCAGCUUCAACGAAAGCCUCGGGCUGUACUUUUGGAACACCUCCAGCAGCCAGUACAACGACAUUGUCUCGUCGCCAACCUAUUUGUCCUUCACCUUUGACAAGGACAGUGCCAACAACAAGAACUUCACCAUCAAAGUCCCCUUCCAACUCCUGAAUUUGACUCUCCAGGAGCCUCUGGUCUCGCAAAACACUUCCUACUUCCCUUGCUUCCCAUACGAUGAAGACAACGCCAACCCGAUUCUCGGAAGGGCCUUUCUCCAGGCUGCCUUUGUCGGUGCCAAUUUCUUCCAAGGAACCGAUAACCAGGGCACCUGGUUUCUGGCCCAAGCGCCCGGCCCAUCGCUGCCGGCCACUGCGGUCACGACCAUCAACCCCUCCGACAAAACCAUCCAAGGAUCGUCUAGCUCGUGGGAGGAAACCUGGGAUGGAUACUGGACGCCCUUGUCUGAUUCCGGCUCGAGCAAGAAGUCCGGUGGCCUUUCGACCGGCGGCAAGGUUGGUGUGGGCGUUGGUGUCGGUAUCGCCGGAGCCAUCAUCAUUGCGGCAGUGGCUGCUUGGGCGAUUGUCCGCCGACGCAGGAACAACGCACCCCAGCAACUCGCGGCCGACCCAGUUAGGCCAGCUGAACUCUCCGAGGCCUACAAGCCUGUUGACAAGCCGCCGGUUGAGGUGCCAGCGCAAGAACAUAUGCGUUACGAACUGGAUUGA
Aspergillus wentii DTO 134E9 is the source of this 1605-nucleotide messenger RNA. RefSeq lists its product as uncharacterized. Lineage: Eukaryota; Fungi; Ascomycota; Eurotiomycetes; Eurotiales; Aspergillaceae. Bases 1 to 1605 code for a protein of 534 amino acids. The record is from RefSeq and is a predicted model, not a curated record. The transcript is spliced from 2 exons.